CAUCGGGCAGGACGGCAGGGCAGGACUGCACCGUCAGAGCCACUCCCCAACCAUGCUUGGCGGAGCUUCGCCGAGGCUUGGACGGGGAAAGUGCGCAUCAAGGAGCUCGCGUCUCAGCUGACGACCAACAGCGGCACCACCCGUCUAGAACUUCAUGGGCAGCAGAUCACAGCGGAGAAAUGCCAGGCACUCGCAGAUGCCCUGAACUCCAAUCGCACCGUCAUCCGCGUCGACCUCAAGUACAACUACAUCGGAGACCAGGAUGCCAAGGCACUCGCAGAUGCCUUAAAGUCCAACCGUACGGUCACUCACGUCAACCUCGAUUACAACGAGAUCGGAGACGAAGGCGCCAAGGCAUUUGCAGAUGCUUUGAAGUCCAACUGUACAGUCACCUACGUCAACCUCUAUGGCAACAGCAUCGGGGACCAGGGCGCCAAGGCACUCGCACAUGCUUUGAAGUCCAACUGUACGGUCGCCGACAUGGACCUCGGAUUCAACGAGAUCGGAAAAGAGGGCGCCAAGGCGCUCGCAGAUGCCCUGCAAUCAAACAAGACCGUCACCUACAUCAACCUCGAUGGCAACAAGAUCGGAGACGAGGGUGCCAAGGCCAGGCGGUGCCCGCGCGGGUCUUUGCAGCUUGCAGUUUCGACCCCGCUUGUCCCUGAGAGGCACUCGCAGAUGCCCUGA
Messenger RNA from Symbiodinium necroappetens, 687 nucleotides. NCBI's taxonomy places the organism in Eukaryota, Dinophyceae, Suessiales, Symbiodiniaceae. The record is from the annotation of a GenBank genome assembly.